AUGGCCGCCGUUACCACCCGUCGGCGUAGGCUCAACGUCGUCAAACGGUCAGCGCUGACGGCAAGGGCUAUGCCGACGGCCGCUCCUAUGCCGACAGGCCCCGUAGGCGUACCUCGAGCGGUCCCGACGGCCUCGUAUAUGCCGACGGCCCCGUCGGCAUAUAUGGAUUUAUGCCGAUGGCUUUUCUACGCCUACGGCCUGCCCUUGGCCGUCGGCAUAGCUGCAUUUAUGCCGACGGGUGCCGUCGGCAUAGAUUUGACCGUCGGCAAACCAAGUUUUUCUGGUAGUGUGCCAGCGCCGUGCGAGGUGCCCAUGCCACCAAAGUUCUCAAAGCCCACGGCACCGGCACCAGCGCCGGUUUCCUGCGUCGCCGCCGCCUCCAUAAAGCUUCAGCGGCUGUGCCCUGACUAUGAAGACGACAUCGACCACAACCUCCGGUUGACAGAGAAGAACGCCGAGGAGCGGCCGCUACCGGACUACCUGACGAAGGUGCAGCAGGAUCGGGUGAGCGAGUCAGCGCGCGCCUCCCUCGUCGGAUGGAUGGACAAGUUCGUUCGAGACCAUGAUCUGGCCGACGGCACGCUCCACCACGCCGUCGCCUACGUCGACCGGGUCCUGUCUGUGCGAGCCCUGACGACUGACAGCGGCUACGAGCUACGCCUCCUGGGUGCCGCGGCCAUCUUUGUCGCCGCCAAUUACGAGGACCGGAAAGCCGUGUGGAAGCUGAAGGCCGACCAGAUCGCCAGGUACGGCGAGUUCGCCGCGGGCAAAGAGGUGCUCGACAUGGAGCGCGAGAUGGUGGAGGCGCUCGGGUACCAGCUCGGCGGCCCCACGGCGCACACGUUCCUGAGCCACUUCAUGAGGUACGCCGAGGGGGAGGACAAGACCAAGAUCCUGCCAUUGGCGACUCGCCUCGUUGAUCAGUCUCUGCUCAACUACACGUGCCUCCGCAUCUUGCCGUCCCUCGUGGCGGCGUCCGCGAUCUCCCUCGCGAGGCGGACCCUGAAUCCGCCCGACGUCCUCGCGUGGAACAGGGAGCUGACGGAGCUGACGGGCUACAACUGCUCCGACAUGACAGCCUGCGUGCUUAAUAUGUUCUUCUUCUCGCGGUCGCUCAUCUGUAACCCUUCUUCUUGA
Messenger RNA from Aegilops tauschii subsp. strangulata, 1137 nucleotides. RefSeq names its product putative cyclin-F2-1. Lineage: Eukaryota; Viridiplantae; Streptophyta; Magnoliopsida; Poales; Poaceae. The record is from RefSeq and is a predicted model, not a curated record.